This is a messenger RNA of Columba livia (rock pigeon), 7525 nucleotides long. It is a transcript of the gene ZNF475, whose product is annotated as zinc finger protein 475. Lineage: Eukaryota; Metazoa; Chordata; Aves; Columbiformes; Columbidae. The record is from RefSeq and is a predicted model, not a curated record. The coding region runs from base 1682 to 2725 and encodes 347 amino acids. The transcript is spliced from 9 exons.
UUACACAUCAGGGCGUAUAAUGAAGACCCUAACUAUUAUUUUGGAAGUAUUCAUUGCCGUGACAUGGAAAACUUACCAUCACAAUACAACAUAACCAGAGAACAGACUCAAGCUGCUACUCAUUGAAGACCAGUCUUGGACGGUAAGCUUGGAAACUGUCAUGGUGUCCCAGGGACAUGAGGUAUAGAGACAGGAAAAGUGAAAAAGCUGAAAUGGUCAUUUUUCAUUAAAAGUUGGUGUCAUAUUAUGUCUGAGCUUUGGCACCCCAGCAGAGAAAUGGAGGGAUAUUUUACAGUACAGAUCGACCAGGUAAGUUAUGGGUAGGGGACAGCUGUGUGAGCCUAAUUCAGUCUGCACCAAUGCUGUGAAUAACUGCAUCUGUGGCUGUUUGCAUUGCCUUGUAACGUCAGGAGUGUGCAAGUUCCUAAGUUACACUUCCUCCUUCUCCUCAUGCUCUCACUUCCCCUUUUUCUUUCUUCAUCCCUCUUUUCUGCCUAUGCAGAAGCACAAACUCUGUAUAUGGCUGCUCUCUUUGUUUAGAUGACUGAAUUGCUAUAGAUACAGUAUUUGUUUUAUUUCGCUUAUAUUUCCUUUCUGUUUAAUCUCCACACCUGGUACAAUCUAUGGGUUUUCACAAUGCUUUCUGGAAGGUCACAGAGGGAUGUAGAGAAAUUUGCUGGAAAAGAGAACAGGAAGAGUACCUUUACAAAUCUUUAACAUUAGUAAACUGUAAGUUUUAUAACACAUUCCAGUCACAAAUUGUUGUCACUUUGCAUUACAUAAUGUCGCAGAACACAGUAAAAUAGCAAAAUGUGUGUUAUUGCAAGCAUCUCUUUGUACAGCUAGUGUACGUUUGUACAGGGCGUCCAUGGCAAUGUUUUUGUAAAUGGAAGGCUGCAGGGGUGGCCUCUGUGAGAAGAGACCAGAGGCUGCUCUGUGCUGGCCACAGACAUUCCAACCAGACCCACAACAGGACACAGCUGAGACCCUUAGCCACUCCGGUCAUGCCUCUGGGAAAGUGUAUUUAAGAAAACGCAGAAAAAGACAGGUAGGCAGACGGAACAAAAAGAUCAGCAGAAAAAAAGAAAAAAGAAAAAGAAAAAGAAAAAGAAAAAGAAAAAGAAAAAGAAAAAGAAAAAGAAAAAGAAAAAGAAAAAGAAAAAGAAAAAGAAAAAGGAAAAGGAAAAGGAAAAGGAAAAGGAAAAGAAAAAGAAAAAGAAAAAGAAAAAGAAAAAGAAAAAGAAAAAGAAAAAGAAAAAGAAAAAGAAAAAGAAAAAGAAAAAGAAAAAGAAAAAGAAAAAGAAAAAGAGAAAGAAAAAGAAAAAGAAAAAUUUACUCCACUGAGAUCGUGACAAUGGCAAACUGAACCAAAAGGCAACAUCGGAGAAGAACAAAUCUUGUGAAAAUUAGGAAGAUUUGAGCCUGUCUUUGGAGCGAAGCUGGGAAAUCUCCUAGUGGAAUUCUAGGAUCAUGUAAAACCAAAAGGCCAAAGAAGAACACGCAGAAACCCUCUUUCCCUACUGAAAUCACCAUUAGGUGCAGUUUUUCAGCUUUGAAGUCCCUAGUGUAUUCCAGCCCAUGAAACUGAAUUAAGAAGAUGGAGCACCAUGCUGAAUAACAGACUUUCCCAAGCCCUUUAUGUGUAGGAGAGAGAGACAUUUCUUGAAAUGUUGUACCCUUCAUGGAAACGAAUAUCAAGAAAAAGAAUGUGAACAAAGCCUGUAACACUCUACCAAGUGCCAGAGAAACCCCUGCUAGUGUCUCUGGCAUCUUGAUUUCAGAGCAGGUUUCACCAUCUGAUGUGUCAGAUCUUCCCAGAACUUUGCCCGAAAUAGUACAUCUAGAAGAAAAACCCCACAGAAGGCGACCAGGCACUGUACUAAUAUCAAAACGGUCAGAUUCUUCAAACAUGUCUCAGACACCACUGAAUAGGCCUGUCAUCCCACCAAGGAGACCUGGCUUCAUGGUGUGCUACAUCUGUGGCAGAGAAUUUGGGUCACAAUCUAUUUCUAUACAUGAACCCCAGUGCCUAGAGAAGUGGCGUGUUGAAAACAGUCAGCUACCAAGGCAUCUCAGAAGACCAGAGCCCAGGAAACCUGAGGCCCCUACUGGUGGUUCCUGUAUGCUUUCAGCUGAAAAUGAGGCAGCUUAUCACAGUGCUCAAGCCCAGCUCCUGCCCUGUGGAAACUGUGGCCGAACCUUUCUUCCUGACCGUCUCAUUGUGCACCAAAGGAGCUGCAAAGGUGGUAGCAGUAAUGUGGGGCUGUCAAGAUUUAACCCACAUAAACCUGGUAAAGGCCCAAGCUCUGGGUCAGGCUCAGCAAGUGACAAUCCAUCCAAGACUCGUCAGGAAAAGAGCCAAGCUACACGAGCCGUGUUAGACAAGGCACAAGUGGUAAGACGUCCACCAACAGUGAUUUGUUACCUAUGUGGCCGUGAGUAUGGAACAAAAUCUAUUAGUAUCCAUGAGCCACAAUGCCUGAAAAAAUGGCACCAGGAGAAUGAAAUGCUACCCAAGCACCUGAGAAGACCAGAACCCAAAAAGCCUGAAGUCAUACCCCUGCAAGCCAAAGGUUUCUAUGAUCUUGAUUCUUUAAAUGAGGCUGCCUGGAUCAGCGCCCAGAACCAGCUAGUUCCAUGUGAUAUUUGUGGGCGUACUUUUCUUCCAGAGAGGCUGACCGUCCACCAGAAGUCCUGUAAGCCAAAAUCUUCGAAGCAGAUGUAAUACACAUGCAUACACAUGCAUGUGUGCUCUCACACACAAAUGCACACACACAAAAGUCUGUGUGUGCAUGAACACACACACAUGCAUUCAUGCCUUUUAGCCAAACUGUCAGAGAAAUAAAGUACAGCUGGAGAGCCAUGGGCAUCAAAACUGCAAAGUGUCAUCAGAUCAUGUAAUCCAAAAGCCUCCAGAGUAAAAUCAGCUGUUGUUACUGUAGUGUAAGGUCAAAUAUGGUCAAAUUUUUUUAGGCCAGCAGUAGCAAAAAUGCCUUCUCAUUUCUACUGUUCAAGUAGUCUCACCUUGAGACCACUGUCUGAGAAGGGUGGCAUAAGAAUACUUGGAAGGAACAUGAACUGUCAUCCUUCUCUUGAGACUGCACCUUUUUGGGGGCAGGAGAACCCAAGUGAAGAAUCCUCCCAGUCUGCUUUCUGAAUAGCUGUACUGUCCUCAUCUCCAUUUGUCAAAUGUGGGAUGUUCUUCAGUCCCAUUCCUUUCACAGCCUUUCAGAUUUAGCUAACUGGACCUUUGAAAGAAGUUGUGCCUUCAGCAUUCUUUUUCCAGUUUACAUGGCAUGUUUGUUAUUUUGUCUUCAGCGAAGAACAGAAAAAAAUAGGUCACAGUUGUUAGAAAUAUUCCACUGCAGAGAUCACCAAGGGAGAAUCCCACAGGGAUCCACCCUAUGGUCUUGCUUUUCAACAGAUCUGUGUGACUGGGAGAGAUGGUCUAAUGUCAGGAGCAACCUUGUCUGCAUAUCCCUUGCUCAGUGGAUAUAUUCCAGAAACUGAAGCUUCAGACACCAUUUAGGAACUGAGCAUUUCAAUGAGGAGGAACUAACUGAAUCUCAGUGAAAGCAAACCAGGAGUGUUAAUCAUGAAAAGUAAUUAUUCAGAAAUUUUGUUUCUCCUGUAUCAAAGACUUGUCUAGUUAGUGUAAUGACCUCUAACUGAACUUGACUAAUCAGAGAAACCUUUGGGUUUGUUGUUUCAGGUUUGUUUGGGUUUGGGUUUUUUGGGUUUUUGUUUUUGGUUGGUUGGUUUUGUUUGGGGUCUUUUUUGUGGUUUUGUGUUUUCUUGGUUUUUUGCUUUGUUUUGGUUGGUUGGUUGGUUUGGGGUUUUUUGUUGUUUGUUGUUGUUUAUUCAUUUGUUUGUUUGUUUGUUGAAUUUGUGAGUGUGCAUGUGUCUCCUUGUCCAUCUUUAGAACAAGACUAUUCUUUGUCUCAUACUCAGAGUUUAAAUCCACAGAGCAUUCAAGUGUUCACAUCCUUAUGGGAGAGUGCAUCUUAUGAAGCCCUGGACUGCUACAGGUGAAAUAUCCCCAUAUAAAGUCAUGGGAUGGAAGCAAAGAUGAGCUGGUUUUAGAAAACACCCCAGAAGUGCACUCUUCUUGGAGCAUUUCAUGCUUAAGAAUGAUACUGACCAUGUGAUUUGUCCUUAGCUCAAUAAAAUGAUUGUGCCAAAAAUUUUAUAAGUUAGCAGAGCACAUCUUUGUCAUGAACUUGGUAACAGAAAACACAUUUUUAUGUCAUGCCAAAACAAGCACGGUGUGUCAGAUGUUUGGAAUAAAAUACCAUCCUGCCCUCUGUGCCAAAUGUGAUCAAAACAGAGUGCUAGUAUGGGCAAGAAGGGUAGGUAUCUUACAAGAAAACAGUAGGGAGUGUGUUUGAAUGUGCUAUUUUGAAAAAUGCUAUUAUUUUACGUAGCAAAAUCAGUGCCAAAACACGUCAGUGAAUAGAUUUAACAUAGAAAAGAAGUAACACUCCCUUUAACAAGGUACAGCAGAGAGCACUUUUUAUUAUUACUUUAUUUACUCUGAAGUGUUUUAUUAAGUAGCCAGUAAGGUUAUUCAAAAGGUAUGAAAAAAAUCUAAUACAAGUUUUUAACCAGCAAUAUAGACUUCCUGAUACCACAAAAGAAACUGUACCUCAAUGUAUGUUUCCGCUUUCAGACUUAAGGCCCUGAAACGGGCUGUUCUGUAUUGUGACCAACGUAACUUUUCUCGGAGCAUUCACACUUACUAUUGUACUUACAAAUCAGACUAAGUGAAUGUCUUCAUACACACUAAAACAAAAUAUGGGUACCAGCAACUUUUCUUUUUCCAAGCUAUCAAGCUCUGUGAUUUGUAGCAUAAGUGAAAUAAGAAGUAAUAUCAUUGUUCUGCUAUUAGAGGAACACUCCUGGCUCCAGCCCCGUUGGGCUGUUAAUUCAGACUGGGAGAGGUACGAGCAUUCUUUGGUGAAAAUAAUUUCCAAAACAAUCAAUAGGACCUCAGAAGCCCUUUCAGCUUCAGAAUGAGAAUUGUAUUGCCUGAAGACAAAUAUUCUCAGAAGGCAAAGGUUCACUUUCUGUUCUACAGUGCAAAGCUAUGUAAAUCCUACAGAUCUGUCCUUGUCAGUGUAAGGAGACUCACUGAUGGACCUGGACUGGUGCCAUCCCUCCUUCUUUUGCCUGGGAGAAGGCAUGUGGCCUGAAGAAAGAACAACGGAGCCACCAGCCUGUGAUUGCUAGACUGUCUCCUAGAAACUGCUGGCAGGCAACAUACACUGCAAGACCCUGGAGACUAUUGUAAUUCACAGUAGGUACGGCCCACUGAAAAACAGCUUGGUAACUGGAGGAUUAUGUAUGUCAUGCAAUCUCUCAUUUGUGUUCCCUCUUCCUCUUCCAGGACCUCUCUUCUGUUUGUCAGACUUGCUAAGCUACAUAGAAUCACUUUAGCUGGAAAAAAUCCUCAAGAUCAUUGAGUCCAAUGGUUAACCUCACACUGUCAAUAAACUGUGUCCCCAAGAACCUUACCUACACAACUUUUAAACAACUCCAGGGAUGGCGAUUCAACCAUUUCCCUGGGCAGCCUGUUCCACUGCUUCACAACCCUUUCCAUGAAGAAAUGUUUCCUAAUAUCCAAUCUAAACCUCCCCUGGUACAACUUGAGGCCAUUUCCUCUCAUUCUAUCACUUGCUACUUGGGAGAAGAGACCAACACCCCCCAUGCUACAACUUCCUUUCAGGUAGUUGUAGACAGCCUCCUUUUCCUCAAGGCUAAACAACUCCAUCUCCCUCAGCCAUUCCUCAUAAGACUGGUGCUCCAGACCCCUCACCACUUUUGUUUCCCUUCUGUGUACACCCUCCAGCACCUCAAUGGCCUUCCUGUAGUGUGGGGCCCAAAACUGAAAACAGGAUUUAAGGUAGGCCCUCACCAGUGUCGAGUAGAAGGGGAUGAUCACUUGCCUAGCCCUACUGUCCAUACUAUUAUUGAUACAAGCCAGGAUGCUGUUGACCUUCUUGGCCACCUGGGCACACUGUUGACUCCUAUUCAGCUGGCUGUUGACCCACACUCCCAGGUUCUUUCCCAGCAAGCAGCUUUCCACCCACUCUUCCCCAAGCCUGUAGCAUCACAUGUGGUUGUUGUGACCCAAGAGCAGGACCUGGCACUUGGCCUUAUUGAACCUCAUACAAUUGGCCUCAACCCACUGAUUUAGCUGGCCUAGAUGCCUUUGUAUAGCCUUCCUACCCUCAAGCAGAUCAACAGUCCUGCCCCAUUUGGUGUCAUCUGCAAACUUACGGAGGGUGCACUCACCCCCUUCAUCCAGAUCAUUGGUAAAGAGAUUAAACAUAACUGGCCCCAAGACUGAAUCCUGGGGAACACCACUUGUGACCAACCACCAACAAGAUUUGACUUCAUUCAUGCCAGCUCUGUGAGCCCAGCCAUCCAACCAGGUUCUUAUGCAAUAAAGAGUCAUCAAGCUUCUUUACAGUCACUUCAAUAGCAGAAACAUGUUUGAAAGAAACUAAGCACAAUUACUGCAGUUUUUUGAAUUAAAAAUUUUGCCCUGCCUUCUGGUGGGCUUCAGAUGUCAGAGUCCCUGUGUAAUUCUGAAAGUUGGACUCAGCAUCCUGAUGAUUUUAGAUCUGUCAGAAAUUUCACCCAGAAGAGUUUUUGUGUGUUUUGUUGUCAGGUCUGCUCUUGUUUAUUUUUUCUUUUUUGGAUUAUUAUCUCCAAAAGUAAUAAAAUCUGCCUGAUGAACUGUGCAGAGAGUUUAUAAACAAUCACAAAAGUCCUGAUAUUAACUGUACUUUUAACGUGCUAUUGUGUCUUGUCCAGAAAUAGCACUGUAUGGGAACUCCUGAAGCCAUAACCCUCUAGUAUGGUUUCCACAUUAGGGCUUAAACUGUGCCAGGGGAAAUUUAGGUUGGAUAUUAGAAAGAAAUUCUUUACAGAGAGAGUGGUCAGGCAUUGGAAUGGCCUGCCCAGGGAGGUAGUGGACUCGCCGUCCCUGGAGGUUUUUAAACUGAGAUUGGACAUGGCACUUAGUGCCAUGAUCUAGUAAACGGACUAGAGUUGGACCAAGGGUUGGACUCAAUGAUCUCUGAGGUCUUUUCCAACCCAGUCGAUUCUGUGAUUCUGUGAUUCUGUGAUUUGGCAAAUUAAGAGUUGUCUCUGCUUAUAGGUUGUUGCUGCUGAGCUCUCAAUAUAACACAGGAUCUGUGAAACAGUGAGCCUUACCACUCACAGAGGCAAGUCAAUUUUGUGCUGUGAGGACUGAUGGUGAGACCAGAGCAUGCAGGAAUUCAGCAGGAGGCAAUAGCCCUCAGAAGGAUCUCAGAAGCUGUAACAUCCCCUUCCUUCCAUAACAUCCCUGAGACAAUGAUUUUCAAAAUAUGUAGAAAUAUAAAAAAUAAAAAAUACUCUCACAGGAGUGCGUAUUGUCCCAUUUCAGACUCUGACAAGAUAUCACUGUUACAUCUUCAGGUUACUCUGAGCUUUUCUGCUGAGUUUACCAGCUCUGGUGUUAGCUUGUGCCAAUGAU